Molecule: messenger RNA, 3431 nt
Organism: Xenopus laevis (African clawed frog)
Lineage: Eukaryota; Metazoa; Chordata; Amphibia; Anura; Pipidae
Gene: ackr5.L
Product: G protein-coupled receptor 182 L homeolog
Biological process (GO): signal transduction; G protein-coupled receptor signaling pathway
Cellular component (GO): membrane; plasma membrane
Molecular function (GO): G protein-coupled receptor activity
Source: RefSeq, marked provisional
GGAAAAGUUUCUGCACAGAGCCAGGACUAGGUGAUUUUAUUGAGCUUGCACUUUCUCAUUGUCAGCUUUGGAAAUGGCUGAAGAAUUUGGCAUGCACAAAGAUGAGCAUAACUAUGAAGACAACUAUGAUUACAUCCACAACUGGACAGACCUUGAGUAUUUUCUCAAUCAUACAUUUUCAAAAUGUGAUGUUGAUUUAAAUGAAAAUGUAAAGCAGGCCUUCGUGUUCAUACUUUAUCUCGUUAUAUUUGUUGUGGGUUUGGCUGGAAACCUCCUUGUAUUAUGGGUCAACUGGCAGUCGCAAAGAAGCAAGAGUUCCAUCAAUCUCUAUAUUUUCAACAUGGCAGUUGCAGACCUUGGAGUGGUGUUUACCUUACCUUUUUGGAUGUUAGAAACCAUGCUGGAAUACACUUGGCUGUGGGGUGGGUUCCUGUGCAAGUUUACUCACUACUUCUAUUUCGCCAACAUGUACAGCAGCAUUUACUUCUUGAUGGCUUUAAGUGUCGACCGUUACUUGACUCUAGUGUCCUCAUCCGUUUUCUGGAGGCAAAAUCAACAAAGGAUACGUCGGGCUCUUUGUAUUGGGAUCUGGGUACUAGCUGGUAUUUUCCCUUUACCAGAGGUGGUUCAUAUGAAGCUGAUAGAUCUAGUAGAACCUGUCUGUGUUUUCAUGGCACCACUUGAGUCCUAUGAUGAAUGGGCUAUAGCAGUGAGUCUACUGACUGUUAUUAUAGGGUUUCUGAUUCCCUUCUCUAUAAUCCUUGUUUUUAACCUAAUGACUGCCUAUUACAUUCGUUGUUCUGGAAGACCAGAAAGCCGCAAGCACUGUUGCCUUAUCUACGCCUAUAUAUUGACGUUCCUGUUCAGUUGGCUUCCAUACCACGUGACAUUGUUUGUAUUAACACUGCAUGGGAGCCACAUUUUCCUUCACUGCCAGCUGGUCCAUAUUCUCUAUUUUUUCUAUGAAGUGAUUCAAUGCAUCUCAUUGCUCCACUGUGUGGUAAACCCAAUCCUCUACAACUUCUUCAGCAAGGACUUCAAAGGCAAGUUCAUAAAUGCGGUGGUUAAGUAUAUUCCCAAGGAAAAAAUAACCGGUGAUGGGAAAGCAGAGCAUUCCACUUCCACCACUGACCAUUCCAUAGUAAUUACCAAGGAGGGAGCUUAACAAACCAAUCAUAUGCACCCACUCCCUAUACCAUGAACAGCACAUCCUGGAAGACAGAAUAAUUAUAAUUGCAACAGGUUAUUUGUCGUUUACCAGUUAUAUAAUCCACCAUACUGGGGCUCUAUCUCUUAAUACACGUAUAUGACACAUUAACCACAAUUUCUAGAAACAAUACAUUGAAUCCUGUUAUCUGGAUAAAUAAAGCACAUCCUCCUAAACCAGGUCAAUGACAUCAUGCUAUGGAAAGAGGAAAUGGCUUUACAAUUUCCAACAUUUUCAAUGGGUUUUGUAGUUCAACAAUGCCUGGAAGCAAUCCUCAAGCACCCUCCUUUGCUUAUUAGGCUAAGAGCCAAAUGUAUAGGCUAAUUAACAUAAAGUUGGAAUUACCCUUGUGUACCUCUUUUAUACUGGUUGCCCUGCUAUUUUUUGUUUUAUUAAUUGCAAUGAACAAUGAAUCUAAACCUUUUCUCCAGUAAGUGCAAAGGCUCAAAGCUUAUAUGACCCUUUUACUAUGCAGUUAAGUCAAAAUACUUUUUCAUGUAAAUGUAGAAAUGCAGGGAGUGAAAAACAAAAUUGCUUAUUUUUUUAAAGUAUGUUGAUAAUUGUCAAAUAUUAUAUAUUAGCGUAUCUGUGAUAUUACCUGUAUAUUAUAUAUUUUUUGUUAGUAAUAUAUCAAGCCACUACAGAUUGUUUAAGCUUUUAUAUGAAAAAAACUGAAGUGUUCAUCCAAAUAGGUUUCCCUGCAGUCCGAUGCGAAAUACUUUGGGGCACAUUUACUAUGGGUCGAAUUUACUAUGGGUCGAAUAUCGAGGGUUUAUUAACCCUCAAUAUUCAACCAUCGAAGUUAAAUCCUUCAACUUCGAAUAUCGAAGUCGAAGGAUUUACCGCAUUUACUUCGAUCUAACGAUCGAAGGAAAAAACGUUCGAUCGAACGAUUAAAUCCUUCGAAUCGAAGGAUUUUAAUCCAUCGAUCGAAUGAUUUUCCUUCGAUCAUAAAUUGCUUAGAAAGCCUAUGGGGAAGGUCCCAAAAGACUAACAUUGGUGCUCGGUAGGUUUUAGGUGGCGAAGUAGGUAGUCGAAGUUUUUUUUAAAGAGACAGUACUUCGACUAUCGAAUGGUUGAACGAUUUUUAGUUUGAAUUGUUCAAUUUGAAGUCAUAGUCGAAGGUCGAAGUAACCAAAAAAAAAACUUCGAAAUUCUAAUUAUUUUUCAUUCUAAUCCUUCAUUCGAACUAAGUAAAUGUGCCCCUUUGGGUUCAUUAUCAGUCAGCGACUUAUAAAAACAAUAGGCGGACAGACCAUUAAGAAAUUGGCACCUUUACCAUCUACAGGACCUCCAGAUGGCCAGUCCAGGCCAAGGUGGAUGAAGAUUUUUUUUUUUUUUUUUAUUUAGCAUGGAAAAGUGGAGCUGUGAAUGUGAACUCUACACUAUAAUGGACAAAGUUAACUAUUCUGAUAAAGCAAGGCUACUCAUGUGCUGUGGAUCUGCUCAUCUCUCCUAAAUGUAUUAUACCUGCAUACUGGACACUACAGAGAACUGUGAAUCUAACCACUAUGAAGGGAAUCAAAAAAAUGCCUCACCCUCAUAUGUGACAUACUGUAUAUUACUUAUGCUGUGUGCCGAAUAUACAGUACAUAUCUUUUACAUAUUAAGGGGGUAGUUCACCUUUAAGUUAACUUUUAGUGUGUUAUAGAAUGGCUUAUUCUAAGAAACUUUUCAAUUGACCUUUACUUUGUAUUUUUAGUUUUGAAUUAUUUCUUCUUCUGACUUUUCCAGCUUUCAAAUGGGGGUCACUGACCCCAUCUAAAAAAUGAAAUGCUCUGUAAGGCUACAAAUGUAUUGUUAUUGGUACUUUUUAUUACCCAUCUUUCUAUUCAGGCCCACUCCUACUCAUAUUCCAGUUUCAUAACAAUGAAUGGUUGUUAUGGUAAUUUGGAUCAUAGCAACCAGAUUGCUGCAGUAGCAAACUGGAGAGCUGCUGAAUAAAAAACAAAAUAACUCAAAAUUAGUUAUGUGCGGGUCGAGGAUUUCUUGACCCACACCAGACCCUAAAGCACCCACCUCACAAUCCGCGCCCGGCCCGCAAUGACGUCAUAAAAGGGGCGGCGCAGGAGCGGGUGCAAGUCUAUAUAUUUUGGCGCUGGUGGGGAGAGCAGGAGAAGAGCUCCACCCGCGAUAUUGUGCAGGAGUCGGCCCGAACCCGGCUAACACGUUUGUUUUGGCCUGGCCCUCACAUUACUUCUCAAAACCCAUAAAUAAUAAAAAA